Messenger RNA from Pimephales promelas (fathead minnow), 2857 nucleotides. It is a transcript of the gene pxdc1b, whose product is annotated as PX domain containing 1b. The record is from RefSeq and is a predicted model, not a curated record. NCBI's taxonomy places the organism in Eukaryota, Metazoa, Chordata, Actinopteri, Cypriniformes, Leuciscidae. Gene Ontology annotation, molecular function: phosphatidylinositol binding.
CUCUCUCUCUCUGUGAAUUCCUCGCAUACCGCUUUGUGUGGAAGUGAAUGAGAGGGAAGGAGGGGUGAAGACGCAACUUCUGCCGAUAGAAGGAAACGCUGACUUUUUUAUUUCUCAAACUCUCGGCCUGUUUUCGGCGCCUGUUCACUCUGCUCAGCUGAUUGAGUCUGGAUAUUCUGUGAUUUAUAACAUCUAACGGUAUUGGGACUAAAGAGGCUCAAUUGCCGAUGCGUAGACGGCAACUGUCGCAAUCCGUUAUAUUAAGUUGCAUAAGACAUUUAGGAGAACGCGUAAACUUUUUGAUGGAUAGAUGAGCGUAAUUUAGGAUAAAACGCGCGACGUUUUGGCACCCACCACGCAAAAGACAAACGGAAGGACUACAUAAAUGUUUAGGAGAAUAUUUUAACUAUAGUAGGCUACUUAUUUGCGCUAUUCUUGAAUAUCCGUCUGCCACGUUUGAAGACGUAAACGAAUCGAAACCGUCAAGUUCCUCUAAAGGCUUUUUUUAAAUGCGAACUCUUUAUUUAUCAACCGGUACAUUAGCUCAAACUCGCACAUUAGUAAAUUUGAGCGACUUAAAUGCUGUUGAAGUUAAGCAGAACAACCACAGAAUGCUGGAGUGAAGGCACUGAAGAUGGCAUCGGCGAUUUUUGAGGGCACAUCCCUGGUGAACAUGUUCGUGAAGGAUUGUUGGGUUAACGGGAUCCGCAAGCUCAUCAUUAGAGGAGAGGAAGAGGAGUUCUUUGAAAUAAGGACUGAAUGGUCAGACAGAAACAUUCUUUACCUGCACAGAAGCUCCUCGGAUUUGGGAAGACUUUUACAAAGACUCCUGGAGUGUUUCCCCGAAGACAGGCGAAAUUUGUCAAAGUGUCCUCUGAUAGGGCUUGUGAGGAUUAAAGAAGCAAGAGACAUUGAAACAAAGCUAAAUGAAGUGGAGCGACUGUUGAAAAACACCAUUAACAUGCCCUGGAAGUUUUCUAGGUCAGAGGUUGUCUUAACAUUCUUUGAACGCUCGCCGCUGGAUCAGGUCCUGAGGAAUGACAAUGUCCACAAAAUUCAGCCAUGCUUUCAAAGUCCAGUUAUUUCAGAGAUCAUGAGGUCUAAUGGGUUUUGCCUGGCGAACACUGAGACCAUUGUUUUUGAUGAGAGUGUUCCACUGGACAAAGAGAGACCCUCCUCCACUGACUCAGCCCAGCAUUCGUAUGAUGAGGAUGGGAGAGAAUCUCUGGAUCCUGUGGAUCAAGACCUGAGUGACGAUGAUCCUGAAGCUUAUGUCACUAACCUGUCCUACUACCACCUGGUUCCUUUCGAAACGGACAUCUUGGAGUGAUGCAGACUGUUCCGCAUGGGUGGACAUUUACCGAGGGGCACUGAAACCCCACCUCUACGAUGCAGAUAGCUUGCAUGUAAUUUUUUCCAAGCGAUGGGAUGUGCUGCAAUUUAGAGGCUAAUUCUGAUUGUGUUUAUGCUGUAGUCUGAAUGAAGAGAUCACCACUAGACGCAGAAUCUGUCCAUCAGAUUUGGUGGCCUGAGCCCAAAAUGAUAUUCUAUUCACCAACGUGCCUCAUUAUCCAACCUAGAGUCAUGUUGUAGACAAGAAAAUAUAAUAGGAACUGACAAAAAAAGUUGCUAUUUCUGGUGCACAGAUUGAUGGUGGCCUGAAAGAUUUUAUUUUUUUAUUUUUAUUUAAAGUCCACAGUGUACCAGUGAUUCAUCUUUUUCACCCAGAACCUGCCGGGAAAAUAAUUUUUCUUAUUCAGAAAUAGUCUGUCCGACUUCUAUGAGAAUCAAUCCCUUGGCUUUAGUGUAUGAUUCUGAAGAAGAAGAUUUGCAUAAGGAUUUGUCAAAAUGGAAGGUUGGGAUAGUAAAAGAACUUGGACAUAAAAUGCUGACCAAAUCCUGAAAAAAGGACAUGCAAAAUGAAAACCCAUUUCAACAAACCUUUGAUUUUGUUCAAAAAUCACUGCUUUAUUAAUCGUAACAGCCAUUUUUGCCUUAGUACUAAAUGCAUUUUUGCCUCAGUACUUUGGGGUUAGUUAAAUUAAAUUUGCCAAUGUAUAAAGACAUUUCUGAAGUGAAUUUUAUUAGCUUAUGACCUCUCUUCGACUCACUGAAUAUGGACAGUAACUGAAAUUUCUUCCUUCCUCUUCAACACAAAAGACUUGCAUACAUACUUGGCUCACGGCUCCUACUUACACAAAUAUAGACGCGCACAUGAAUGCACAAACACACGCCUACUUUGUAAUACGUUCAUGUUUUCCUGCUACCCAUGAGACAGUUGAGAUUAUAUGUAUAUAUUUUUGCAAAUUGCAAGUAAUGUUGCUUGGUUUAAUUGUUUUAUUCUUCAGGAUGCAUAUAAUACAUAUUAUCACAGCUUCCGACAGUCAUGGCCAUCAUGCCAUAAAAUUGUGACUUCCUUUUUCAAAUCUAAACCUGGAUGCAUGUGAGCAAAAUGCCAGAGAUAUCACUGAAGUCAUGUUGCACAAAAAACAAACACAAUAGCACAAGAAUAGACUGUGUUUGCAUAAAGUAAAGUAGGCCUACUGUACAUGGACAUGACCAAAUGUCCAUUACAUAUCCAAUACAAAUGAUUUUACAGAGGUUAUUAUUAUUUCCUUUUUGUUCAUUCGAAUUUUAAUGAUUAUUUUAUUUUUGUAAGCAUUGAAAAUAACUAUUUCACUGUUUCACUUUGUACAUACUUUUAUAUGCUAGCAUUUUUGACGGGUCAAGGAAUAAUGUGCACCAUAUCAUCAUGUAUUGCUAUUGAUAUUGCAUACAGAUUUGAAAUGAUAUACAAAAAUUGUGAAUAAUUUAUUAACAUGUUACUAAAGCUUUUGAGUAAAUAAUGAUGAGUUUG